GAAAAAAAUAAAAUUUCAAGUUUUGCAAUAAAGGUAUUUGAACACAUCGAUAAGAGUUUGUUUUUCUCAAAGGGUAAUAAUUAGGAAAUGCAACACUAACUUUGUUUGCUUUUGUUUACAUUCUGUAUUUGGCACACAAUCCACGUAGCUUUCUUAUUUGUUGUGAAUUAUAUGUUCUUAUUUGAAAUAAAGAUAUAAAUAAAAGUAAUUAUUGUUAAAAAAGUUAAGAAAAUGGCAACUGGUUGUGAUGUGGCUGAUUUAUAUAUAGCAACUCUAAGGGAGCUAAUUACGUUUAUGCACCCAACACAGCGGCUAGAUUUAAAAGCGGUGUCGUUAACACAUGUGCUCUCUCUAACUGGUUCUGAAGAUGGUAAGAAAGCCAUACUACUGCUAGAUGAUGUGCUUGUAGCGCUUUUCAAUCUCACGCCCGAUGACAAUCACACCAUUGCAAAAGACGCAGUGCUCUGCUUAAUUAACUUGACCGCCGAAGAGGAAGGCGCUGCCAAGGUUUAUGAAACCGCCAAAUCUUUAAACCCGGCGUUUCCUUUACUCACGGUGGCAAUUACACAAAUAACCGAUGAAAAGUCACGGACAGCAGAUCCAUGGUCAAUGGUAUUAAGUAAUUUAACACGUAAUGAAAAUUUAGUUGAAGAAAUCAUUAUUGAACUGGAAAAGGAUAAAAAGACUCUGCCGAUUUUGUUAAAAGCUUUUACUAAAUUGGACUACAACAAAGAAAAGGCCAAACUGCACUAUUUGGCGCCCUUUUUCUGCAAUUUAACACAAAGCGGAAGAGGCCGGGAGUUAGCUUGCAAUGCCAAAUAUUAUUUUCUCGAGAAAAUUUUACCUUUUGCCUCAUACGAAGAAUCAAUUGUGCGACGUGGCGGUACAAUUGGUAUUUUGAAAAAUAUUUGUUUCGAUCCCGUCUAUCACAGCAUUAUACUCAAUGAUGAAGAUGACAUUUUGCAUGCCAUAUUGUAUCCGCUUUGUGGACCGGAACAAUUUGAUGACGAAGAAAAUGAAAAACUUCCAAUACAAUUACAAUAUCUACCUGAAACUAAAGCACGUGAAGAAGACCCAGAUUUACGUAAAAUGCUUUUGGAAUCUCUGUUGCAGCUAUGCGCCACAAAACGUUCUCGGGAAUUUCUGCGCUCCAAAGGUGUUUAUGAAAUACUACGGGAAUAUCAUAAAUGGGAGACGGAAACAGGCAAAGAUAAGGACUGCUUGAUGGCGUGCUUGAACGUCGUCGAUAUUCUGAUUAAGAAAGAGGAGGAAAUUGGCUUAGACAAUUAUAAGGAAGUGGAAGUGCCUGAAGAUAUAGCUGAUAAAUUUGUGAAAGAAGAUGAAGAGUAUAAGCAAAAUGUUUUAUAGAAAGUGUAGCAAAUAAAAAGCAUGCAUAAUUUUUUUUAUUGCUCAGCAUAAUAAAAAUAUUCUAUAAAAAAUAA
Ceratitis capitata (Mediterranean fruit fly) is the source of this 1442-nucleotide messenger RNA. RefSeq names its product protein HGH1 homolog. The transcript has 6 exons. The record is from RefSeq and is a predicted model, not a curated record. NCBI's taxonomy places the organism in Eukaryota, Metazoa, Arthropoda, Insecta, Diptera, Tephritidae. The coding region runs from base 232 to 1368 and encodes 378 amino acids.